UUCCAUUCACAAUUUCUGCUCUACAUGCUGCGACUGCCGAGUUUUUCACUCGUUCCAUUGAUUCCGACGCUCCCGAUUUGAGAUUACGUUUUGCUCUUCGAUGGUUGUUUACGGAUGUCUUUUGACAGCCGCUAGGGCUCGGGCGUGACGCGAAAAUCGCUGAACUGCCAGCAGUCUUGCCGGGUUUAGAUUCUUCCACGCCCCCUGACUACUUUCCUCCAUAUUUUUUUCUCCAGUUGAUCGACAGCAUGGCCAAAGCAGCCUAAGGCCUCGUGAGGAGGCUUACUGAGGUUAGCGAUCGGUACCUGCGACUGCGGUUUCGCUUUCCUCCCUGCGAGGGUUUCCUUUUCACCGUGACGAUGACACAGGCUUGUGACAGCACCGCUGUCUCAUCAUGGCAUAUGAGUCGAAAAGCAUAUCGACAGGUGGAGGUCAUGGUUGCUCUUUUCAUCUGGCUCGGGCUCUUCCACUUCAACACCAUAGUCGGAGCUAUUGCCAUCUAUCACCUCCCUAGCAAAACGUCCGUGACAGUUCUUGUCGUCAUGCUGACGCUGGUGGUUAUUCCCGUGUCGGAGUCCCAAUUUGGGAGAAAGGUUGCCACCUUUAUCGCCAGGAUUGCCCCUACAUACUUUCCGAUCAAAAUGGUAUACGAGGACUACCAGGCGUUGGACCCUAAGAAGGCAUAUAUUGUCGCCUUAGAACCCCACCAUGUGUUUCCGAUUUCCGCGGUUGCCCUCUCUCCCUUGUCUGGGCUGUUCCCGUUGGAAAAGAUUCGUAUUCUUGGCAGCAGCGCCUUGACCUACGUACCCUUUGUUCGCCAUAUCUGGCGGUGGCUGAGCAUGGCCCCAGCGACGCGCAAACAGUUUUCGAAUCUCCUGGCUUCGGGAACGUCCUGUGUCAUUGUUCCGGGUGGCUUGCAAGAGUCCCUAUUGCUCGAACAGUCUCGCGAGGUACUGUUUCUGAAGCGGCGAUUGGGUUUCGUACGUCUGGCAGUGGAGUCCAACGUUCCCAUAAUUCCCAUCUUCUCCUUCGGUCAGAAGGACGUGUACAGCUACUGGUUCCCGCGCAGCUCUUUCCACACUGCUUUGUCUCGUAAGUUGAUGUUUGCUCCGAUGCUGUUUUGGGGUAGGUGGGGCACGCCCAUCCCACAUCAGAAGCCCAUGACUCUUGUGGUGGGGAAACCAGUUCCAGUACCUGCGGGUGAAGCAAGCCUAGACGCUGCAGUCCAGAAAAUGCAUGCGGAGUUUAUCGCCACUGUUGAACGUCUGUACGAGCAGCAUAAGUGUGGAGUAGGAUUUUCUGCUGUACCACUUGUCAUAACAUGAGGUCUGAUGAUAGUCUUAUCACCAUCUCCUCAUACAAGAGUGCCAGUGGUCUAGUGGUAGAAUAGCACCCUGCCAUGAGCUCGGUGCAGACC
Molecule: messenger RNA, 1417 nt
Organism: Closterium sp. NIES-67
Lineage: Eukaryota; Viridiplantae; Streptophyta; Zygnematophyceae; Desmidiales; Closteriaceae
Source: the annotation of a GenBank genome assembly